GGAGGAGCUGUACGGCCUGGCGCUGCGCUUCUUCAAAGAAAAAGAUGGCAAAGCCUUUCAUCCCACUUACGAAGAAAAACUGAAGCUUGUGGCACUGCAUAAGCAGGUUCUUAUGGGUCCAUAUAAUCCAGACACUUGUCCUGAGGUUGGAUUCUUUGAUGUGUUGGGGAAUGACAGGAGGAGAGAGUGGGCGGCCCUGGGAAAUACCUCUAAAGAGGACGCCAUGGUAGAGUUUGUCGAGCUCCUGAACAGGUGUUGCCAUCUCUUCUCCACGUACGUCGCGUCCCACAAAAUCGAGAAGGAGGAGCAAGAAAAGAAAAGGAAGGAGGAGGAGGAGCGAAGGCGGCGGGAAGAAGAGGAGCGAGAGCGAGUGCAGAAGGAGGAGGAGAAGCGCAGGAGAGAGGAGGAGGAGCGGCUUCGGCGGGAGGAGGAAGAGCGGCGGCGGCUGGAGGAGGAGCGGCUGCGGCUGGAACAGCAGAAGCAGCAGAUCAUGGCGGCGCUGAACUCGCAGACGGCCGCGCAGUUCCGGCAGUACGCGGCGCAGCAGUACCCGGGCAGCUCGGAGCAGCAGCAGCUCCUGGUGCGCCAGCUGCAGGAGCAGCACUACCAGCAGUACAUGCAGCAGCUGUACCAGGCGCAGCUGGCCCAGCAGCAGGCGGCGCUCCAGAAGCAGCAGGAGGUAGCGGUUGGGGGAGCCGCUUUGCCUACGCCGGCAAAGGUGAAUGCAGCUGUGCCGAGUGAUAGGACGUCGGUUAACGGACAGGCCAAAGCCCACACGGACAGCUCUGAGAAAGACCUCGAACCAGAAGCUGCAGAAGAAGCCGUGGAGAAUGGACCAAAAGAAUCUCUUCCAGUAAUAGCAGCUCCGUCCAUGUGGACACGACCCCAGAUCAAAGACUUCAAAGAGAAGAUUCGGCAGGACGCGGACUCCGUGAUUACAGUGGGCCGAGGAGAAGUGGUCACCGUUCGCGUCCCCACCCACGAAGAGGGAUCGUAUCUCUUUUGGGAAUUUGCUACAGACAAUUAUGACAUUGGAUUUGGGGUGUACUUUGAAUGGACAGACUCUCCAAACACUGCUGUCAGCGUGCACGUCAGCGAGUCCAGUGACGACGACGAGGAAGAGGAAGAGAACGUCAGCAGUGAGGAGAAAGCCAGAAAGAACGCCACCAAGCCCCUGCUGGACGAGGUCGUGCCUGUGUACCGGCGGGACUGUCACGAGGAGGUGUAUGCCGGCAGCCACCAAUACCCAGGGAGAGGAGUCUACCUCCUCAAGUUUGACAACUCCUACUCUUUGUGGAGGUCAAAGUCGGUCUACUACAGAGUCUAUUAUACUAGAUAAAGAUGGUGUCGCAGAGUCUGGAGUCUAGGGUUGGGCAGAAGAUUGCACUUGGUUCGGAAUUUCUUUUGACUUUUGUGGAGCAUUGCAGUCAGCGUCUCCCCUUUUGAUUUUGGUCUGAUGGUCCGUGAACUCUCGUCGGGACUCAGGGUUUCCUUGAGACUCUAGCAUUAAUCCUCUGGGGUUAGAGGGAGUCCUCGGACCCGUCUGGCCCUUGGGUGCCGACCGGCAGGGUGGCUAGUGGAUGCAGAAGUUACGCGAGCUACGUGUGAAAUCUAUAAGGUCUCCGAAAUAAAACCUCCCCACGUUGACCCCACCCGGCUGACGGUGAGUCCAUUGCUGCCCGCUGCAUGCGGUUGACGAGAGCCCGUGGUCACGGUGACCUCGGAUCGGAAAUCCUUACGUUCGCAGUCUGCCUGAGGUGCAGCUGACUUGGACGAAGGUCAUCGUUUUGAAAUGAAGGUCAUCGUUUUGAAAACUUACAGACUCAAGACCCCACAGGUUAUAAUAGAAAAGUUGCCUCGAUUCGCUUUUGUUCUGAACGACCCAGAUUGUCUUUGCAUUGAGUACGCCGUCUAGUUCAGAGGCCUAUUACAGAGAAUUAUUUUCCGAGAUAAUCUUAAGAACGUUCAAAGCCGAUUGGUAAUUGAACCGUCAAGACACACAACACCUCAGAGGUCCAUGUUGUUAGCGGGCCUCUGCAAACUCGGGUCCUUUUCUCUCCCUCCGGGACUCCCCCCUACCGGUGACAAAGCAGAAUUAAUUCAUUUUUGUCUCGAUUUGGCUUUGUAGAGCAUCUCAAAUUGAACCUGUUUUCUACACGAGCAUAUAGUUAGGGGGUUUUGUAAACUCAAAUUGACACUUACUGAAUUAAAGUAUGUAAAAUCACUUCAGUACAAUUGAGUGUAUGGGGAAUAACGUUGCACUACAAGGAAAUCACUGCCAGAGACAGUCUGUUUUCCUUUCCUGUGUUCAUGCUUAGGCACGAACCCUACCCAGUUCCGGUGGGGAAUUGCGUACUGGAGAGAAUUGGAAAAACAGAUGCCCAUGCUUCAGUUGUUCUAUAGCUUUAAUCUGCAUUAUGUCUUUGUAGAUGGGAAGAGGACACCUUCGUGUCCCUUACCGAGAACAUAUAUGGAUAAACAGCUGCAAGUUGGUAGAAGUGAUGGACUAGCGUAGAGAUUCUUGUUUUCAGGAGGGAGGGUGGUGUAGAUAGAACGUGACCGAGACGGCACUACACACGAAACGUUACUGGAUGUUGUUACUGAAAUACUUAGAUUUUUAGAUUUUUAAAACUUCAGAUCUUAAAUCACUUCUUGUAGGAGGGUCUCCGUUGAUUAAGCUGCGUUCUAUACAGUUCACUACACGAGGGGCUGUUUGUCGUGUGUGCGUUUCUUUUCUGGUUUUUAAUACCUGGUUUUGUACAUACCUAACCCUCUUCUCUUUUGGUUAUUCGGAAACUGGAUUAUUUUCUCCUCUGAGCAGUGCUUGAUUUGUGUUCUUUAAUUUGGAUUCACUGGUUCCAGCUCAAAGAUGUCCACACCGUUCUGUCCAGAACACGUUCAGGCUGUCCAUGCGCGUGCGCGUACGUACGGUAGAGGAACCAUGGGGUUAGGCGCUUCUUGGCUUUUUUUUUUUUUUUUUAACGAGAAAAUAUUGUAUUUAAAAUGUAAAAUAAACUUUUAAAAAGCAGGCACUAAUAUAUAUUUCUUCCAGCCUUUGAGUACAGAUUUGUUCUUGCCCAUGUUAAGAUAAAUCGUCUUCUGCAAAGACCCUCGUUCUCGGGAGCAGUUUAUGUCACUUUACGUAGCGGUGGUUCGUCAUGUGCUCACGUCAGAACAGUUUUGGUUUUAGACUUUUCUAUUGCCUUUGGCUGUUGAUUAGUACAGUACAAGUGCGAUUUCAAAAAGAUCUUGAAAAUAAUAUAUUUAAUCAAUUAAAAUGUUUAUCUGUAA
This is a messenger RNA of Herpailurus yagouaroundi (jaguarundi), 3291 nucleotides long. RefSeq names its product acyl-CoA binding domain containing 3 (gene ACBD3). Gene Ontology annotation, molecular function: fatty-acyl-CoA binding. The record is from RefSeq and is a predicted model, not a curated record. Gene Ontology annotation, cellular component: Golgi membrane. The coding region runs from base 113 to 1339 and encodes 408 amino acids. Lineage: Eukaryota; Metazoa; Chordata; Mammalia; Carnivora; Felidae. The transcript has 8 exons.